Rana temporaria (common frog) is the source of this 6383-nucleotide messenger RNA. It is a transcript of the gene ARHGEF12, whose product is annotated as Rho guanine nucleotide exchange factor 12. The coding region runs from base 263 to 4630 and encodes 1455 amino acids. The transcript has 41 exons. Gene Ontology annotation, cellular component: cytoplasm. Gene Ontology annotation, molecular function: G protein-coupled receptor binding; guanyl-nucleotide exchange factor activity. Lineage: Eukaryota; Metazoa; Chordata; Amphibia; Anura; Ranidae. The record is from RefSeq and is a predicted model, not a curated record. Gene Ontology annotation, biological process: G protein-coupled receptor signaling pathway; intracellular signal transduction.
GCGCGAGAUUUGCCUACGCCUGCGCAGUGAGCAGGAUGAGUCUUGGAGAGGUGCUGGUACUUAGUACCCUUGAGUACCGGCAGAGGAAAGCCCUUGUUUUGAUGGCUUUAAAAGUUUCCUGCCGCAGCCUGUAAUUGGUGCUCGAGCUUAUGAGCCGCGGCCUGGAGCGGAGAUCCCCCCGCGGGGCCCGAGCGCUCACAUUUAGGUGGAGAUAAAGUACCAUGCGAGUGGAGUGAGGUGAGAACUAUCCCAGAGGAGCCCAAUGAGCGGAACACAGUCUGCGGCCUCGGACAGGUUUCAUGCAAGAAAACCAACCAGGCAGGGGAGCAUUUUGUGCAGCGACACAUCAGCAGACAAGAAGCAGAAGUUUGAGCGAAGUGUCAGCUCAUCCCAUGACGUUUUAUCGCAUGACUUUGAUCCUACAGAGAGUUCGUCCAGGAAGACAAAAUCUGCUUGGGAUGAGAGUAGGCACGAGACCUAUGGUUUGGUACAGCGGUGUGUGAUAAUUCAACGGGAUGAGAAUGGCUUUGGGUUAACUGUUAGUGGGGAUAACCCUGUUUUUGUUCAGUCUGUUAAAGAAGAUGGCGCUGCCAUGCGAGCCGGAGUGCAGACGGGUGACCGCAUCAUCAAGGUUAAUGGAACACUGGUCACACACUCUAACCAUCUGGAAGUGGUAAAGCUUAUAAAGUCUGGCUCAUAUGUGGCCCUCACAGUUCAAGGUCGGCCUCCAGGGUCUCCUCAUAUUCCCCUCUCAGAGGGGGAUCCAUUUUCUCCAGCACCUUUACCUCCUUACUCACCAAUCAGUCAUGGGCACCUUGAAAGAAUUACUAGCCCUAUACCCAUGGGGGAGGAAAACAAUAUUAUGCACAACCAGAAAUUGAUAAUACUAAAGAAAAUGUUACAACAGGAGAAAGAACAAUUACAGUCUUCCCAGGAGGAGUACAGCAACUCUCCAUCCACACUGCUUUACAAGGAUAUCAAGGACACAAAAAAACACAUACAGCAGCUACAGGAUCAGCUGGGUAAAACCAAGUCUCCAAUCCAGAUAAAUGAACUUGAUGCAGAUUCCUAUGACCAAGAACGUUCUGAUUAUAUCAUUGGGGAUGGAUCAUGUCCAAGCAGUAAUGUUUUGGAUAGUCCAUGCAGCAGACAGCGAGAAAAGAAUUCUGCAGAAGAAAGCCCAGAAAAAACGGAAUAUCAGGACACGGAUUCACAGUCUAGCAUGGGAAGUCCAUCGACUCGAAUUUCACACAGCAUUAUUGGUGCGGAAGAUGAGGAAUUUGAUGCGGAACCAGAACAGCAGGUGAACGAUCAGUGUAGCUGCUUCCUAAGUAUGGAUAUGUUGAAGACUCAUCCUGCUCACCUUGCGGUCUUCAUGUUCCAUGUGGUUUCACAGUUUGACCCUGCUCCAUUGCUCUGCUACUUGCAUGGUGACCUUUAUAAGCAGACAAACCCUAAGGAGACGCGCAGAGUAUUUCUGGAAAUCUACCAGAUCUUCCUAGAGAGAACAGCUAAUCUACGGGUUUCUGUCCCUGAAGACCUUGCACUGGAGUUGGAAAAAAGGCGACCAGAAUUGAUACCCGAAGAUUUGCUUCGACAGUAUGUUUACACUGUGCAGGAUAAAGUGUACCCAGAAGUACAGAAACUCUUAGAAGACUUCAGGCAGAAACGUAGCAUGGGUCUGACUUUAGCAGAGAGUGAACUUGCCAAACUUGAUGCCGAACGCUCCAGAGAACGCCAGACGCUUGAAAAAGAACGACUAUGUGCGGAACCAAUUUUGCAGAAAAUUGAUGAAAUCUUACUCUCAUCACAGCCACUCGAGGAAGAAAAAUGUGGCGCCAUACAGUAUGUGAUCUUAACCUACAUGAAAUAUCUUGGUGUGAAAGUGAAGGAACCUAGGCUACUUGAACAGAGGCGGGGCCGUAUUGGUUUCUUACCCAAAAUUAAGCAAAGCAUGAAGAAAGAAAAAGAAGGAGAGGAAAAGUGGAAACGUAGAGGAUUUUCCAGCAUUUUGGGACCUCCAAGGAGACCCAGUCGGCAAGAUAGUAAUGCAAUUUCCAGGGCUAUGCAAAUGCAAAAGCACCCCAAGCACUUAUCAACAUCCUCAUCCAGCAGUCCUGAGCCUGCAGAAGGCAGGUUGCGAACUAGUGGAGGUUCUAUGGAUGGACCUGACGCGUCUUUAAAUCUGUUUUCUCCACCGCCUAGUACUGGUCAAGGUUACAACUCACCUGAUGGUAGCCGGGAACAGGAGGGAGGUCCAAAAUUUGCUACAGAAGGAGUUUGUACCACCGAUUCUUGUGACGGAAGUUCCAGAACAUCUGGCUCUCUGUUUGACUUCCCUUCCUCUCCACUGGACCUUUUACAGGAAGAGAAUAAAGACACAGAUCGGUUUAGUGAACUGGGCACACCGAAAGCUUCCCGAAAGUUAGAAAGUCUGACCCUUGGUGAAACUCAAAGUGAAGAUGAACUGUGCGAUUUGGACAGGGAGAUGGAUCCUCCCAGCUGGCAACAGCUUGUUAGCAGAGACAUUCUACAGGGUCUAAAACCGCAUGAGAUUAAACAGCAAGAGGUCAUGCAUGAACUGUUCUAUACAGAGACAGCACAUGUGCGGACACUAAAUGUCCUUAACCAGGUCUUCCACCAGCGAGUAAAACGUGAAAACCUAUUAACACCUGCUGAAACAAGAAGUGUGUUUUCCAACCUAGAGGAGAUCCUACAACUUCAUGUGGGGCUUAAAGAGCAGAUGAAAGCAGUCAAAAAGCGUUACGGGACCUCUGUCAUUGAACAGAUUGGAGAUGAUGUUCUAAGCUGGUUCUGCGGACCAGAAGAAGAAAGGUUAAAGCAAGCAGUCGCCACGUUUUGUAGUAAUCAGCCCGUUGCCUUGGAGAUGAUAAAGUCCCGGCAGAAGAAAGACCCUAAAUUUUUAAUGUUUGUUCAGGAUGCCGAGAGUAAUCCUCUGUGCCGGCGCUUACAGCUAAAGGACAUUAUCCCUACUGAGAUGCAAAGGCUCACUAAAUAUCCCUUACUUUUGGAUAAUAUUGCCAAGUAUUCUGACCAACCAGAAGAAAAGAAAAAGGUAAAAAAGGCUGCAGAGCAUUGUCGGACGAUUUUGAAUCAUGUCAAUCAAGCUGUACAAGAAGCUGAGAACAAGCAGAGGUUAGAAGAUUACCAACGAAGACUUGACUUGUCCUACCUGAAGCCAGUAGAGUAUCCUAUGAUUGAUGAGCUGAGAAAUCUAGAUUUGACUAAAAGGAAGAUGUUUCAUGAGGGGCCUUUGGCUUGGAAGGUGAAUCGAGACAAGAUCAUUGAUCUCUAUACAUUGUUGUUAGAGGAUGUUCUGGUUUUGCUGCAGAAACAGGAUGACAAAUUGAUCCUUAGAUGUUACAGUAAGAUUCUGGCAACCACCUCAGAUGGCAAACACAUUUUCAGUCCCAUCAUCAAACUUAACACCGUGCUGGUACGACAAGUGGCAACAGAUAACAGGGCACUCUUCGUAAUUUCAAUGUCUGACAACGGGGCACAAAUUUACGAGCUCGUCGCCAGCACAGUCUCCGAGAAAAAUGUUUGGCAGGACUUGAUAACCAGGAUGGCGGCUUCAUGUAAAGGAGAGGAGGGUCUCAGGCCUGCAAUUCCUUUGGAUCCACCAGGGAUUACACAUGAAGAGGAACACGAAAAUGGAGAAAAACAGAAGGGGGGCCAUGAACAACAAGGGCAAGAUGUGCCUAGUUCAGAUAAAGACCCAGAAACUGAAGGCACAGCUUUGCCCAUGUCUGCUCCCCAUACUGGGGAUGAUGGCAUCCUGCAGCCUCAACAAAGGACUGUUCACCAUCCAGUUUCCACAUCAACCUCAAGUUCCAUCUCUUAUGACACACCCCUGGAGCACACUUGGGCCCUGGAUGCACUCAGAAACUUGGCAUUACUUAAGCAGUUACUAUUGCAACAAGUUAAGCUCCUUCAAAAAGAGGAAUCCGAAAACUUCCAGCGUUUCUGCAGUCGGAGUUCCCGGGAGCACACUGCAGACAGUGACCAGCAGCCAGUGCCUUUGGGCCUUAACCACCUGCGAAAGAAAAGCAGAGAGAGCUAUACUAAUAGACAAUCCUUAAGACAGAAAUCUGAAGAAAGUUGCUCUGAUCGUGGAAGUCUAAGCUCAGAGAUAACUCAUGAAUCUGUGGAAGAGAGCAUAGAACAGUACUUUGAUGCUCAGGACCUUCACAGCGAGGAGCAUUCUAAGGAAUACAGCAAGGAGAGAGGCAUUGAUGAGAUGCAAUAUCGGAUAUCAGGGCGGUACUUGAUCCUGGAUGGUUAUGAGUGCAUACAGGAAAGUUCCACGGAUGAAGAUUACAUCUGUCCUGUGUCUUCUAACCAGUGCACAUUUUCUGACCAGCAAGCCAAGAGCAACUCCGCCUCUGCAACAGAGAGGCUAAGUGAGCCCAUCCCUAAGCUUGUUGAGCCUACACCACCAUCUGAGACAUUCGAACGGAUGUUCCAUUAUAUUAAAAAUAUUGAGACGGACUUAGAACAGCUCAAGGGACUUGAAAAUUAUUAUCAUGCACUCCGAAGCAAACUGGCUGCAUCAGGCCUUCUGGAGGAAGAUCCAGAUAUCGCAAUGCUUCCUACAGACAAAGGUUGAACCUGAAGUCUCCUGAGCUCUGGUCCAUGAGAUUCCAGCUGAAUGGAGGGAUCUGCCUGCAGCCCACUAACAUCUCACAAAUACUUAUACUUUGGGCACCCCCUGCAGACAAAGACGGCUAGUCCUCCCCAUCUCAUGAUCAUCAUAUAUGCUAAAUAUACACAUGUAGGUACACAGGGUACACAUUAUUUGGCUUAUAAAAUGCAGCAGAAAAAUUAUAAAUAGCUGACAUCUUUAUUUAAGGCAAAUUUGGAUUACUUGCUGAUAGUGUUAUAUAGCUACAAAGACAGACGUGAGAUUAAAGCAUCCUCUUCUCAAGCUACUUCUGCUAAAUUUGUACGUUGGAUGUGAAGAAGGAAAAUUGCUCAUCUUUUAUGAAUCUGACAAAUGGCCAACAUCAUGUCGGCAUUGGUCGUCUUCAUGUUUCCUCAUCUACAUGAGGAAAUAAGCCAUAAAUAAAUAAAUAGUUAUGCGCCAUAUGGUGUUUAGAUUCUUGUUCUCCAAAAACAUUAAUGCAGGUUGCCAAAAACACUACUGAGCUAGCAAUGCACACUUGAGGCAGACACCAGUAAAACAAAUAAUAUUUAGGGCCAGUAAUAAUGUUGCCUGUGUGUCUGCCUCUGUAUUUGCACUGACGGUGCUGAGAUCUUUAUGUAUACACAAGCCCCCAUAUCCCCUAUUUUCCCUUGCAUGUAAGGACCAGAGCUUCAGAACCUCAGCUUGCUGUGUUUUCCAGCUGUACUGCCACCUUACUGAGACUGCCAGACUGUUCCUCUAAAAGCUCUCCUAAAACUUCCCGCAUGACCAAAGUGUUGGAGAUUGGGAAGCUUGCAUCUUCUCGCUAGUGGAGGGUGCUUUGUGCUGGUCUUCACUAAUAAUCAGUGUUCUGUGCCAAUUACUGACAGAUUUUUUUUUUUGCUGCUCUCAACACGACUUCCUUCCAUAGAUCACGAUCAACCAUACUUUACACCACGUGGACUCUGAUUUAUGUAGACAAUCGUUUUAACUCUGGUGCCAGCAUGAACAUGCAGCAUGUUCAGACUGUAAAUGCGAGCCUGCAAUCACUACAUUAUUUUGCAUUUGAAUCCAUUCAUAGCACCAGCACAAAUGAACAAAGCUUCAGAAGUAUGUUUUUUUUGUUUUUUAUCUGGGCACGAAGAUCUCCACCAACUUCGCCCUUUCAUUACCAGCCAGUUGUAUAGCAAUGGUGGUGCUUUUGUCCACAUACCAUUGCCAAUUUACACUAACUCUGUAGAAAGCUCUGUUGUUCUUCCCCAUUGACAUUGCUGGAUCAGGAAGCAGUCUAGGGAUGCGCCUUUGCACUUUUAGGACAGGUUAAUCACAGCUCUUUUUAAGCUGUGUUCCCAUUAAAGGGAGUUUUCUGCAUCCUUUUCUGUAUGUAUUUGUAUUUAAAAAAAAAAAGAAGAAAAAAAGAAAAUUCUUCCAGAUAUAUUCCUAUUGUACAUGAGUAAUUUACUCUUAACAUUGGUUUAAGACAAGAUUUGGGAGUAUUAUUUUCAAGUAAGGCCAUAUUAACAUUCAUACUCUGUGUUUUAAUGAUUGUGGAUGGGUGUGUAAACUAUAUAAUUAUCCAAAUGUAUGUAUUUGACUUAGUUAUUUUAUGAAUUAUAGCUCCUAAAUUUUUAUGAUUCUGGAUUGGAAUAUUUCUUGGACAUCUCACAUUGAGGAUGUGGGAUGGGAGCAUGGGACGUAUGAUAAUAUUCUGAUAAUAAACAAGCUUACAGAAUCAUGA